Molecule: messenger RNA, 2936 nt
Organism: Zalophus californianus (California sea lion)
Lineage: Eukaryota; Metazoa; Chordata; Mammalia; Carnivora; Otariidae
Product: leukocyte immunoglobulin-like receptor subfamily A member 6
Exons: 13
Coding region: 84-1835 (583 amino acids)
Biological process (GO): cytokine-mediated signaling pathway
Molecular function (GO): inhibitory MHC class I receptor activity
Source: RefSeq, a predicted model, not a curated record
UGACCACACCCUGUGUGUCUGCCCGUCCUGUGGGCACCGAGGUCCCUCCCUAUGCACUGCCAGAGCCAGAGACGGGAGACGCCAUGACCCCCGCCCUCACGGCCCUGCUCUGUCUCGGGCUGAGUGUGGGCGCCAGGACCCAAGUGCAGGCAGGGACCCUCCCCAAACCCACCAUCUGGGCUGAGCCAGGCUCUGUGAUCCCCCAGGGGACAUCUGUGACCAUCUGGUGUCGGGGGAGCCUGGAGGCCCAGGAGUACCGCCUAUAUAAAAAGGGAAACUCAGAGACCUGGGACAGACAGAAGCCACUGGAGCCCGGGGACAAGGCCAAGUUCUCCAUCAGAUACAUGACAGAUGUAUAUGCAGGACGGUAUCUCUGUUCCUAUCGCAGUCCCACUGGCUGGUCAGAGCCCAGUGACCCCCUUGAGCUGGUGGUGACAGGAUUGCACAGCAAACCCAGCCUCAUAGCCACGCCCAGCCCUGUUGUGACCUCAGGAGGGAACGUGACCCUCCAGUGUGGCUCGUGGGUGGGAUUCGACAGGUUCAUCCUGAUGAAGGAAGGAGAACGCCAGACCUCCUGGACCCGGGACUCCCAGCCAGCCCCCAGUGGGGGGUCCCAGGCCAUGUUCCCUGUGGGCCCUGUGACCCCCAGCCUCAGGUGGACAUUCAGAUGCUAUGGUUGUUACAGCAACACCCCCCAGGUGUGGUCACUCCCCAGUGACCCCCUGGAGCUGGUGGUCUCAGGUGUGUCGGGCAAGCCCUCCCUCCUGAGCCAGCAGGGCCCUGUCGUGACCUCUGGACAGAGCCUGACCCUCCAGUGUCGCUCUGAUGUUGGCUACGACAGAUUCGCUCUGUCCAAGGAGGGAGCAGGUGACCCUCCCCGGCGCCUUGGCCGGCAGCCCCACGCUGGGCUCUCUGGGGCGAACUUCGACCUGGACCCUGUGAGACCCUCCCACGGCGGCCGGUACACAUGCUAUGGUGGACAGAACCUCUCCUCCGAGUGGUCGGCCCCCAGUGACCCCCUGGACAUCCUGGUCGCAGGACAGCUCCCCUACAAACCCUCCCUCUCAGUGCAGCCAGGACCCACGGUGACCUCAGGAGAGAAUGUGACCCUGCUGUGUCAGUUAUGGAGCUCUGUGGACACUUUCCUUCUAUCCAAGGAGGGGGCAGCCGAUCCCCCGCUGCGUCUUAGAUCAAAGCACCGAGCUGGGCAGCACCAGGCUGAAUUCUCCAUGAGUCCUGUGACCUCAGCCCACGGGGGGACCUACAGGUGCUACGGCUUAGUGAGCACCUCCCCCUACGUGUUGUCACAGCCCAGUGACCCCCUGGAGCUCCUGGUCAACGGACCCUCUACAGACCCUGGCCCCUCACCCACAGGGCCCAGCUCAACAGCUGGUUCCCACUGGUACCUGUACGUCCUCAUCGGGGUCUCGGUGGCCUUCGUCCUGCUGCUCGGCCUCCUCGGCCUCCUCCUGGUCCGACACCGGCGUCGGGGCAAAGGCAGGAAGCCAGGGGCUGCAGACCCAGAGCCCAAGGACAGAGGCCUGCAGGACAGCUCCAGCUCAGCUGCUGCUGACCAAGAGGAGAGCCUCUAUGCUGCCGUGCAAGACACUCAGCCUGAGGAGGGGGUGGAGCUGGACCAUCGGCAGAACGCACGGGAUGAAGACCCCCAGGGAUUGACACGGGCCCAGGCUGCGACAUCUCAUGCCCCUUCAGAUGUGACCUACGCCCAGCUGAACCGCUUGACCCUCCGACGAGAGACAAGUGCAUCCCCUCCCUCCCAACCAGGGAAGCCCCCAGCAGAGCCCAAUGUGUAUGCUGCUCUGGCCCUCCGCUAGCCCAGGAAGGACCCAGACCCCACACUCCAGGGAAGCGACCGCAGAGACCCUGGAAGGCACAGGAGCUGCCCACACUGGGCGCCACCUAAUGCCAGCCAACCUGGACUCCUCACGCAGACCAGUAGGAACUCCCGGGACCCUCUGGGAGUCACCUGAUUCUGCCAUCAAAGAUAGUACUAUCUCUAUACUUUGGAAAUCAAAGCAACGGACUUCUCAAUAAUUCAGGAAUGAAAUGAGAAAACCAAAAUGGAAAUGAGAGAAUGUUUACACUGAAGGACAAUGUAAAUGUUACACAUCAAACCUAUGAAAUGGGAAAAUUAAGAACCAAGAACUAAUAUAUUAGAACUAAUAUAUUAGAACAGAAAACAGAGUAAAAUAAUGAUAUAACCUAUUAUAUCGAGACUAUAGAAAAAGAAUAGCAGGGGUGCCUGGCCUUCGGCUCAGGUCAUGAUCCCAGGGUCUGGGAUCAAGCCCCGCAUCAGGCUCCCUGCUCAGAAGGACGCCUGCAUCUCCCUCUCCCACUCCCCCUGCUUGUGUUCCCUCUCUCACUGUGUCUCUCUCUGUCAAAUAAAUGAAUAAAACUUAAAAAAAAAGAAAGAAAAAGAAUAGCAAAUUAUUCCAAAUGAAGGUAGAAGGAGGAAAAUAAUAAUGACAAGAGUAUCUACUAGUGAGGACAAAAAAAAUAGAGAAAAAUCAAUAAAGCCAAAAUGUUCAUUUUUGUAAACAAUGGUCACAUUUAUAAAUCCUAGCUACAAUAGCCAGGUGAGAGAGAGAGAGAGAGAGAGAGAGGAGGUACACAUCACCAUUAUCAGGACAGCAUCACAUCCUACACACUUUAAAUCAAUAAUAGAAUGUUAUGAAUCAUUUUAAGCAGAGUAACUGAAAAAGUCCUCAAAAAUACAAGUUACAAAAUGAUGAAGAAGUAGAAAAUAUGUAUCACCCUAUGUGUACAUUAAAUGCAUUGACUCUGUGAUCAAAAACCUAUGACCCAGCAAUUGCACUACUGGGUAUUUACCCCAAAGAUACAGAUGUAGUGAAAAGAAGGCCCACAUGCACCCCAAUGUUCAUAACAGCAAUGUCCGCAACAGCCAAGCUGUGGAA